AAUUUCCUUUCAAUCCUUCAACACACCUUUGCUUCCUUUAAUAAGUUGAGUACAAUGAGAGCCCACUCUCCCCCACUCUCCUCCACCGCCCACUCUUCUUCACUCAUCUCUCUCUUUCUCUCUCAUUCUUCAUAGUCCUGACUCCCCCAUUUAUAAAAGCAAAAUUCUUCCCCUUUCCAAAUUUCUAACCUCCCAAUUUUUAUAUCUUCCUUGCUUUUUUAUUUCCCCCUUUUAAUCAUCAUAUUAUAUUUUCAUCAUGAAUAAUAAUACCAAUAAUAAUAAUAAUAAUCCCUUCUCAAAUUUCUAUCUCAAAUGGUCUAAAUUCAACUCUCUUCCUCAUUCACCUUCCCCUUCUUCAUACCUUUUCUACAAUAAUAACAACAACAACAACAACAAUUAUAAUUAUCCUAAUUACUCCAAUAAUAAUAUCAACAAUACUAAUUUUUACUACCACAAUAAUAAUAUUAAUAAUAAUAAUAUUCCAACACCGCCCUCUUCUCCUCCUCUCAAAGAAGCCCUCCCUCUACUAAGCCUAUGCCCUUCAACCAUGGACAUAGUCGAUGACAACAACAAUUUCAUCAAUCAAAACUCGGCUCGACUCGGAUCGUCAAAAAGCACCAGCUUAGAGGAAGAAGACGAAGACGAAGACGAAACCGUUACAGUAGCUUUACACAUAGGGUUACCAAACCCUAGUGCAGCUGAUCUCGCUUCCAUUCUAUCAUCUCCUUCCAACACUAAUAAUAAUUAUCAUACUAAUAAUAGUAUGAUUACUGAAGAAGAUGGAGAUUGUAAUGAUAAUAAUAAUGAAAAUGAAGAAACAGAAGAUUUUGGGCAUCCUUUUUUAAGCAGGCUUAAUAAAGGACAGUAUUGGAUCCCUACUCCUACCCAGAUUUUAAUUGGUCCUACUCAGUUUUCUUGUCCUGUUUGCUUCAAAACCUUCAACCGUUACAACAACAUGCAGAUGCAUAUGUGGGGGCAUGGAUCUCAAUACAGGAAAGGACCAGAGUCAUUGAGAGGCACCCAACCAACAGGAAUGCUAAGGCUACCAUGCUAUUGUUGUGCACCAGGGUGCAAGAACAACAUCGAUCACCCACGAGCAAAACCUCUCAAGGACUUCCGAACCUUGCAAACACAUUACAAGAGAAAGCAUGGAAUCAAGCCUUUCAUGUGUAGGAAAUGUGGCAAGGCCUUCGCCGUGAGAGGUGAUUGGAGGACUCAUGAGAAGAAUUGUGGUAAACUUUGGUAUUGUAUUUGUGGAUCGGAUUUUAAGCACAAGAGAUCUCUCAAGGACCAUAUUAAGGCCUUUGGACAUGGGCAUGCCGCGUAUGGAGUAGAUGGUUUUGAGGAGGAGGAUGAGCCAGCAUCAGAAAUCGAACAUGAUAACGAAGAAAGCCACCACUCAAGGAAUCAUCAACACUAGCUAUCUAGGGGUAUAUGCUUCUUCCUUUCACUUAUACUCCACAUAUUAUGUGUAUAUUUGAUUAAGUUAGCUAAAUGCCUAAGCUAUAUAUAAUAUACACUCGAUCUUUUAGAUUAUACUGUAUAUUUGAUCAUUUUGGGUUUAUCAAUAGCUCAUGAUGAAAGAUUAAACACUUUCAAGCUAUAUGAGCUUUUGAAUAAGUAUUGUUGUUGCUUUUGGGUGUUGUUUAGCAAGGAUGGAGGAGCCUAAUAGAUGGCUUUAAUUUAUCAACUUUGGUAAAGGAGAUGAUUGAAAUAAAGGAGAUAGAUAACCCCACAUACAAUAUGCCGGAGUUAUUUGAGAUCUAUAUUAUUAUGGAACAAAAGAGAGCUAAAUUUUGUAGAUUGAUCAUCAUUACAAAAGUAUAUUAUUAGCACGUAUGUAUAGCAUGAGCCCAUCUUUGUGGAAGUGUAUGUAUAAUCAUUGAUUGUGACUUCCAUGUUGGAUGCCAAGUUGGUUGAUCCAACAGCUUACUAGAUGGCUAGAUUAAAUAUUAUUAGGUGCACUCGAGAAUAUCGAGAAUGGUGCUUAUUCUAUUGUGUACAUAACAUGCACAUGCACAAGUGGAGAGGUGGUGUGUUUAAUUGUUUA
Messenger RNA from Chenopodium quinoa (quinoa), 2050 nucleotides. Its product is annotated as zinc finger protein WIP2-like. The record is from RefSeq and is a predicted model, not a curated record. Gene Ontology annotation, cellular component: nucleus. Gene Ontology annotation, biological process: anatomical structure development; regulation of gene expression. Gene Ontology annotation, molecular function: DNA-binding transcription factor activity. Lineage: Eukaryota; Viridiplantae; Streptophyta; Magnoliopsida; Caryophyllales; Amaranthaceae. The transcript is spliced from 2 exons. The coding region runs from base 257 to 1420 and encodes 387 amino acids.